Trichoderma atroviride IMI 206040 is the source of this 1369-nucleotide messenger RNA. RefSeq lists its product as uncharacterized. The record is from RefSeq and is a predicted model, not a curated record. Lineage: Eukaryota; Fungi; Ascomycota; Sordariomycetes; Hypocreales; Hypocreaceae.
CUGAUCGUCGGUGGUUGGCUUCAAAGCUCGCCUGACUGUUGGCCUUUUUGCACGUGCAUUUUUGCAUUUCUGACUUGGGCGUGUUUUGCAGCUCACGGGACGGGUUCUUCUGAAGACGUCACACUACCUGCAUUCCUAGUAGGCUUAGCAGCAGCCCCUCCUCGAGUCGUCGAGUAGCACAAACACCAACCUCUCAAAUCGGGUCAUUUCCAUCGCUCACCUAGUCUUCAUUCAUUUUCAUCCGAGCAAUCGCGCAUCUUUUCAUCGUCGCAUACGAUUUGCGCACCUGUCUAUUCCGUUUUCUUUUUCUUCCUACUCACUCACUCGCUUCUUCACCAUGGGUCGCAGCGACGUCAAGAAGCGCCUCUACCUCAGCAACCCCGAGGUCGACGUCAUCAUCAGACGCUCCCACCGCCAUCGCCACCACCACUCCUCCCACACUCACAGAUCGCGAACGCCAUCCCCCCCUCCCGCGGAAUACAUCUCUGUGCCUCGUCCCGUCUUCCAGCUUCCUCCUCCGCCUCUUCCUCUUCUGCCGCCGCCGCCUCCUUCCACGCUGCCACCCGCGCCGAUGCCACCACCGCCUCCGCCCGUGUUUGAGCUCCCGCCCCUGCGCCGCCCGUCGCCGCAGCCGGAAUUCAUCGAGGUCAUCGCCGUCAGCGAGGACGAGAAGCAGGAGAAGAAGAAAAAGAAGAAGAAGAAGAAGAAGGUCAAGAGCCGAUCCUCCAGCUCCAGCUCCAGCUCCUCUAGCGACUCCCGCAGCCGCAGCCGCAGCCAUCACCGCCACCGCGACGAUGAACUGGACCGCUACCACCACGACUACGACCGGGACGUCGAGGAGACCCGCGACAGAGAAGUCUACGUCGAGAGGGAGCGAUACAUUCCCUACCCUGUGCCGGUUCCCGUCCCCACGGACCCUUACAAUACGUACCGCUACAUCGACGCUCCGCGCAGCCGCAGCCCUAGACGGCGUGCGCCAUCUCUGUCUCCUUCGCCACCGCCGCCACCACAGCGCUAUGCCGACGAGGAGAGAGAGCACGACUAUAUUCGUAUAAGGGAUCGCGAGUAUCGUUACGAUUAGAGAGACCUUUCUCCUUUAGUGCCGGCGAAUGUCGUUUUUCUCUCUCAUUCGAAUGAGUCGGGUUUUGGAUAUGCAGAGUGACCGCUUGGAUUGUUUUAUUUGUCACGAAUGCUUGGAUGAUUUUUGUAUUUUGAGUUCUGGAGUUGUAUCAAGAGAAUAACGCUGUCACGACACUUUUUAACGCCAAAUCUUAUACCUUAUAACGAAUGUGCUUUAACGUUCUUGAAUUAUGUAGCUGUUGUGUUCAUCAUAGUUCAAUAUAAAUUCAUUGUUAUUAUUCUAGAGAAA